GACCUGAAGUCAUAACGGAUUCGCAGUUCUCUAUAACCAGUUGCAAAAUUAAACUUGAAGAAAAUGACUACAUGUAUCCAAAGUGAAAUUAACCAGUGGGUUGCCGAUACCUUCAAAGAGAAUCAAUUCAAAGACCUCAGUGCUGAAAUAGUUGGAACUUCAGAACAGGGCGAAGGGUACCUAGGAAAUAUAACUUUUGCCAAAGUCACAGGUGUACCAUUUUCUGGAAAAGCCAAAGAAUUUCACGUAGUUAUUAAAUCGGAAAAACGAGGGGAUGGCACCACAAAUCUGUCUCCAGUCCAACUGGCCUAUGAAAGGGAAAACUUCUUCUACGAUAAAGCAGUUCCCGCUUUCCAAGAAAUUGAGAAAAAAUAUGGAAUCAAUAUAACUCAGCAAUUAUUCCCGAAGUGUUUUAGUACCCUUUCCUACGAAGAUCAGCAAUUGAUCGUAUUGCAAAACCUGAAGUCUUUAGAUUUUGAGCUUUACGACAGACACCAGCCCUUCGAUAUGGAGCAUUUGAAAGUCACUCUUUCAAACUAUGGGAAAUUUCACGCUUUGAGUUUAGCAUAUCGGGAGCACAAACCUAAGGAAUUUAAGGAGCUAUUUAGUGGACUGCCAUGUGCGAUGAAAAAUAUUAUCGAACUGACGAAAAAUUCAGUAGAUGCAGCUGAAAAGUGUCUGUACAUGAUGCUAGAGGAAAAUCAAAAGUUUAAGGCAGCUGAAAAACUGAAAGAGCUGCUUCCGGAUGGAGUCACCGCAAAAAUUCAACAAAUGUUAAGAAUUCAAGAGCAUGAAGAGAAUGCGGUUUUAGUGCAUGGAGAUUGCUGGAAUAAUAAUUAUAUGUUCAAAUAUCCGAAGCAAGAGAAGACACUACCGGAAUCGGUAAAAUUCUUGGAUUUCCAAGUAACCAAGCUGAGCUCACCAGUAAUGGACCUAUCAUAUCACAUUUAUGCAACGGCUUCAGAAAAAGAACUUGCCCAGUUGAAGGAAUUGCUUCAAAUCUAUUACUCGUCAUUAUCCAGUAUGCUGAAAAAAUUGGGGUGCGAUCCCGAAAAAGUAUUUCCUUAUGAAGAACUAAUCAGGCAAUGGAAAAAAUAUUCGUGUUUUGGUUUUGCGAUGUCGUCGUUUGUCUUACAAAUUGUUUUAUUGGAGAAAGAAGACACCAUUGAUAUCGAAGCAAUGGGGGGAGAAAAUGUAACGGCAAACAUGCUAAAAUCGAAUAAUUCGUUAAAUAAGAUAUACUCAAGGCUGAGUGCUCUAGUUGAGCACUAUCUUGAAUUUGACGAUUUUUAAGUCGAAUAUGCCAGCAACAUUGUGAUUAAAUAACAAAUCCAAUAGUUUGAUUUGUUAUGGGUAACGCACACGUGAGGUGAUUGGUUUUUUAUUUUGCUCAUAAGGUUACGUUUUUUGCUAAAUUAGAUUUAUAAUGUUUAAAUAGUUUAUACUGUUCUAGUUGAAAAUUACUACUCAGGGAACUCAUUAAAAAAAUAAAUUAACUCAUAAAAUGACGAAAGUUGUCAAAUUUGUAUAUACAUACAAAUCGGGCGAUAUCUGGUAAAAUUGUGUAUCCAGAAAAACUGUCAAAAUCAAAGCAACUUGAAUAGAUAUUGGUGAGAAUUACUCGAAAUGCAAGAGGAAGAAUAGUUGAACAUGAAUAGUUGAAUGUUAUGUUUAUACUUUAAAUAAUAUAAAUCCGAUGGAUUUCUAAUAGGCGUCUAGUUGUCUUAGAUUUUACACUCAUUUUUAUUGUUUUAUGUAAUAUAUUUACCAAGAUUACACUUGAAAUACGUUGUUUUUUUAUUACGUUUAAUGCUUUAAAAAUAUAAUUGGUAACAAAAGUAUCUGUUGAGAUUGUAGAUUUAAAAGCUCAAUUUAUUCAGAGAUUAGUACGUUUAAAUUGAAUCAUUUCUAGCGCUCUAAGACAUCGUAUAGACAAAAUUGAUAAUUUUUAGUAAAAACUAAGUAUUAUAAUACGCACAUCAUAGUCUUUGCGCGUGGGUUAGCAGGUUAAACCAGAUAACAGAGAUAAUAAAAAUCAUCAUAUUUAACAGCAUUGUAAAGGUUUAAGAAUUAAUAAAGAGAAUAACUAAUAUGCAAUCAAAUAAGAUCAACUAGUCUAUUUAUCACAUGGUUUUUAAAUGCGCAUUUAUUUUCUAUGUUUUACAAAAAUGAUAAGUACCGUUAAUUUAUCCACUAGAUGGAUGAAGAAGUAGUUGUUCAUUUAUUUCCGAUAAAUAACUUUUUUUAAAUUAUGUAAAGUUUUAAACAAUUUAUUUUAUUUAAUUAAUAUAACAUUAAGCCAUUGAUUGUCACAUA
This is a messenger RNA of Dendroctonus ponderosae (mountain pine beetle), 2316 nucleotides long. RefSeq lists its product as uncharacterized. The transcript is spliced from 2 exons. Lineage: Eukaryota; Metazoa; Arthropoda; Insecta; Coleoptera; Curculionidae. The record is from RefSeq and is a predicted model, not a curated record. The coding region runs from base 64 to 1293 and encodes 409 amino acids.